AGUUUAAUCAACUCAUUCAGGAAGGGAAGGCAGGAGGGAAUCCUGCAAGUCUUCCACUUGUUAGUGGAGCUAAACAGCUUCCAGUUAGUCAUCCAUAUGUUGUCUUUUGUCCUAAUCUGUCCACAGGUCCAUACCAACUCCAUGAGAGAAGAAUCUGUUAGCAGCCAAGUGUGUCCCUAACAAAGUGUCCCAGUGUCCUCAUGAAGCGGCGUUGUGUGUAUAACUAACUGUGUCGAGCAUUUAUUAUGCAGGAUCACUCUGAUGCCUCCUACUCCACACUGUAUGAGACGUAGUGAGACAAGCUGUCCAGUCACAACAGAAGAGACACCAGUCCUCACAUCAUGUGGCGGCGCUGCAUCUAAAAACGGGCUGAUUGAGACAUCCACGGACAUCUGAGGGAAAGAUGAAGAAAAGGUUCUGAAGAGAAGAAGGGAGCUUGUCUAGCAUCGGAAGACUCUGGAUAGCUCACUGGCUUACCAAGAAUCUACCGUGUAAAAACUAUACGGACGAGAAGAAACUUGGAGCCAUGGCAUCAACAGGUCUCCAGCUGAUGGGCUUGGUCCUGGCUCUGCUGGGUUGGGCGUGUGGCGUUCUGGUGUGUGCGGCUCCUCUGUGGCGCGUGUCUGCCUUCGUAGGUGGAGAGCUGGUGAUUGCCCAGAUGUUGUGGGAGGGACUGUGGAUGAACUGUCUGUCUCAAACCACAGGUCACAUCCAAUGUAAGGCCUACGACUCCACCUUGGCUCUGCCCACUUCGGCCCAAGCGGCUCGAAGCCUCGUCGUCAUGUCCCUUCUCCUCUGUGUCCUGGCCCUCAUUCUAGGGGUGCUGGGGGCCAAGUGCACUCACUGCAUGGGCGACAGUAACCAGGCCUCCAAGGCUCGGUUGUCACGGAUAGCAGGAGUGCUCUUCGUUGUGGCCGGCCUUGCCUACUUGAUGCCCAUCUGCUGGACUGCCUACGCCAUAAUCAGAGACUUCUACGAUCCGAGCAUCGCAGCGCCGUUGAAGAGGGAACUGGGGCCGGCGCUGUACCUGGGCUGGGGAGCCAGCGUGCUGCUGCUAGUGGGAGGAGCUCUGAUGCAUGUCGGCUCUUCUGCACCAGGAGGAAGGGCGCUGCCCGUUUUAAGACCAGCAUCAACAAAGGCCAGCUCAGUUCCAGAGGCAGCAGCAGAGGUCAAGAAGCAGGAAAAAUCUUUUGUAUGACACCAUUUUAUUGGAUUCACACGCUGUCAGAGAAACGCGGAAACUGUAGUUAUUGAAACAUUUUGUGGUUUUGUGCAAAAUUAGUGAUUUUUGGAGUUUGGUUUGGAUUUUCUCUUCAUGCUUACACGUUUUUUUUAAAUGGUACUAAAGCUUAAAUGUUCUUCUCUUGGAAAGUAGUGGAUGUAAAAUGAUUGUGACUAUAAAUGGACGUGCUACUAGCACUGACUUUACUUGUGACUCAGUAGGAGUUGAGAUGAACUGUAGGAGGAAUUCAGAUGAUUUGAUCUUCACUAAUGAAGUGAUUUACAUUUCUCACAUGCCUCUCUGCCUCUGCAUGUGUGUGUGAGUGCAUGUGGUGAUGUGUGUGUGUGCAUCAGUGUGUGUGUGGGCGGUCUGUGUACAGAAGUCCAGUGUGUAUUGUGAAACUGUGUGUGCGUAGGCGUUUGGACUACUGGCUGUUUACUUACUUUUUACACAUUUUUGUGAUGUUUGCCGUUAUUACAAUUAAAACAAUAUCUUAAUUUUACCGUUACACACGGUCUUAUGUUUGCAUCUCUGUAAGCGUAAUUACUGCAGCUCUGGUUUAACAAAUACAACAUUUUUAUGUUGUUUUCUUUGAUUUUUUUUAUCAAUAAAAUAAUUAAUUGGUUA
Molecule: messenger RNA, 1849 nt
Organism: Nothobranchius furzeri (turquoise killifish)
Lineage: Eukaryota; Metazoa; Chordata; Actinopteri; Cyprinodontiformes; Nothobranchiidae
Product: claudin-4
Biological process (GO): cell adhesion; bicellular tight junction assembly
Cellular component (GO): plasma membrane; bicellular tight junction
Molecular function (GO): structural molecule activity
Source: RefSeq, a predicted model, not a curated record